Spizellomyces punctatus DAOM BR117 is the source of this 595-nucleotide messenger RNA. RefSeq lists its product as uncharacterized. The coding region runs from base 21 to 272 and encodes 83 amino acids. The transcript is spliced from 2 exons. The record is from RefSeq and is a predicted model, not a curated record. NCBI's taxonomy places the organism in Eukaryota, Fungi, Chytridiomycota, Chytridiomycetes, Spizellomycetales, Spizellomycetaceae.
AUGCUUUCUCGACAGCUGCAAUGUCAACGUCCCCGGGGAUUCUGGACACGUUAAGUCAACGACUAGCUGCAGUUCAACACGUAACACACUCUACGAAAGAGGAAUCGGAAUGGACGGAAGGCUCAGAGUCAGAUGAUGACGCGGGUGAAACUGAGUUGGACUCGACCAAGUUGGUCAUCCUCAUGGUCCCUGUCUUGAUCCCUAUGCUUGCGAAAAUGCUGGGACGAUAUGUAACCAUCAACUUGAUGCGAAGAUUUUUCCGCUCCUCGUGAUGGAACGAUAGGAGGAAACGACUAAAACGCUGGCCAACGUUGAUGGAGCUAAAUGACAGUCGAUAACAAGGCAUUCGCAAUGUGCUGUCACUAUGAUUGUGGCACCCAUGUGUGCUGUCAGUGCUUUUUAUGGACUGUUCGGCAAUAGUCAUUGGUCAUAUCCUUGUUAAUGGGGGAUCCGCCAGGUUUACUAAGGGUAGGCAAGGCUUCAGGGCAGAUCACACAUCAGAAACCUAAGGAUAGCCCUAAUACAAAUGCGGAGGGUACGAAUAUUUGGAAUGUAAAUUUAGACAGUGUCCAUGAAUAUAUGUAAAUGACACCUA